AUGUGUCAUCAGAAGCUAACCAUCUCCUGGUUUGCUGUGGUUCUGCUGGCGUCUCCACUCAUGGCUAUAUGGGAGCUGGAGAAAAAUGUUUACGUUGUAGAGAUGGACUGGAGGAGCGGUGCGAAUGAAAGCGUGGUCCUCACCUGUGACACUUCUGAAGAGGAUGAUAUCACCUGGACCAAAGACCAGACGACUAAAGUAGAGCAAUCUGGAAAAACCGUGACCAUCGAAGUCAAAGACUUCAAUGAAGCUGGUCAAUAUACCUGCCACAAAGGAGACCAGACCCUCAGCCACUUCCGUCUGCUGCUCCACAAGAAGAAAAACGGAUAUUGGUCCAAUGAGAUCUUAAAGCAGGAUAAAAAUUCUGAAAACCAGACUUUCCUGAAAUGUGAGGCAGCAAAUUACUCCGGGCGUUUCACGUGCUCUUGGCUGGUGGAAAGGACUGACUUGAAGUUCAACAUCAAGAACAGCAGUAGUUCCCCUGACUCCAGAGCAGUGACAUGUGGAGCUGUGUCUCUGACUGCAGAGAAAGUCAAAGGGGAUGAAAAGGACGGUAAGCUUAAGCAGUACUCAGUAACGUGCCAGGAGGACACCACCUGCCCAACUGCCGAGGAGACCGUGCCCAUUGGCCUGGUGCUGGAGGCACAGGAGCAGAAUAAAUAUGAGAACUACAGUACCAGCUUCUUCACCAGGGACAUCAUCACACCGGACCCUCCCAAGAACCUAAAGGUGAAGCCUUUGAAGAACGAUAAGGUGGAGGUCAGCUGGGAGUACCCUGACUCCUGGAGCACCCCCCAUUCCUACUUCGCCCUCAAGUUCUGUGUUUGGACCGAGAGCAAUAAAGAAAAUAAGAUGAGGAACGCAAAUAGCAAUAAAGAAAAUAAGAUGAGGAACGCUUGUAUACAGAACGGUACAUGGCUAGUAGACACGACCUCCACCAAAGUCCGGUGCAAAGACGGAAGAGUCUGCGUGGAAGCUCAGGAUCGCUACUACAAUUCAUUGUAUAGCAAACAUGCGUGCGUGCCCUGCAAAUAG
Molecule: messenger RNA, 1035 nt
Organism: Psammomys obesus (fat sand rat)
Lineage: Eukaryota; Metazoa; Chordata; Mammalia; Rodentia; Muridae
Gene: Il12b
Product: interleukin 12B
Exons: 6
Coding region: 1-1035 (344 amino acids)
Biological process (GO): cytokine-mediated signaling pathway; immunoglobulin mediated immune response
Cellular component (GO): membrane; external side of plasma membrane
Molecular function (GO): cytokine receptor activity; protein binding
Source: RefSeq, a predicted model, not a curated record